Molecule: messenger RNA, 1843 nt
Organism: Haliotis rubra (blacklip abalone)
Lineage: Eukaryota; Metazoa; Mollusca; Gastropoda; Lepetellida; Haliotidae
Exons: 6
Coding region: 40-1044 (334 amino acids)
Molecular function (GO): carbohydrate binding
Source: RefSeq, a predicted model, not a curated record
CAAGACGCUGGAAGUCAACUGUACACUGGAGGAGAAGACAUGCAUUGUGACACAGCAAGGAAGAUGGACCUCGCAGUUCUGUGCUUAGCUGUCCUAGGUAUGAAGUACCCUGUAACAUGUAGCACCUGCUUUGACAUGGACUCUUCACUGAUGCAAGAUAGCGCCAUGACAGAUUAUAUAUUUGACUUCAUGCAGCCUUCCACCAUAUAUGGCUGUUCUUCAGAGUGUCUCAGAUCUUCAACCUGCAAGUCAUUUAACUUCGAUCUAGUGACACGAACCUGCCAACUCAACAGCAACAGCAGCUACCACACCAACGUCGUCUCCAUACAAGACUAUGUCUUCAGUGACAUUGACUUGUGGCCUUCUACUCUCUCUGGUCCAUGUGCAGAGCUCCAAUGUCAGCCUGGAUACCGAUGUAAAGUAAACAGACUGGACCGUCCAGCUUGUCAUCAAGAAUUCCCAGGUUGUGGCUCUCCGCCACCAUUGAUACCAAACAGCGAGGUGGAGUAUGAUGGACAUUACAUUGGAGCCGAGGCUAAGUACACCUGCGCAGACGACUUCCUGUUGUGUCACAAGAACACCACAAACGUGUGUCAGUCAUCGACGGGCAGGUGGGAGGAGCUGACUGACCUGUGUGGACGUUUCAGAUUCCAAAAUGAGGGCGUGGUACAUUUCCCCUGUGGCCAAACAAGUCACUUCACUGCGACUAUCAAAGGAAUGCUCACGGGUGAGAGAAUGCAAAUAUCGGUUCGAUCCGAUGGAGGCACAAAUGCUACAUUCCAUGUGAACUUUAAAGUCGACACAAACUCAAUCUCUUACAAUACACUUUUCGGGGCCUGGGGCCCUGCAUUGAAUGUGUCACAUAUGACUGUUACGCCCAACACGGAAUUUAACAUUAAAGUCCAACUCAAGGAAAGGGUUUACACGAUGGAGAUAGAUGGUGUUGCUUUCCCGCCUUUCCCGGAGAGGCAGGCUAACAGUCAACCCGACCUAAUGUACAUACGCAGCGACGUCCAGGUGGGCACUGUUGUCGUUCAAAUAUGAUGCUUCAAUGACGUCCUUCCCAAGGGCAGUGCCUCGUGUAUACGAUGUGAUCUCGUACAUAAUGUCUCAUCCAUUACACCGCCGAGGGACGAUAUAUACUGAAAGUGUGAUAAUCGUCAAUCAGUUCAAGGCUAGGAGUGGUGUUCCAGGUCGAUCGAACGGCAGCACUGCGAUAAUCCAUACGCUUGUUGACAAACAAUCAUUGUGAUGACUUUGUCAAGAUCACAAGUAGUGUAAUGUCUGUUUUAUCUUAUUUUGAGUACCGGUGUGACAGGUUUGGAGUGAGGACUUGCGAGCAAGAGCAGUGAUGUAAGCGGUGAGCGAUUGUUUGUGUCGAAGGUGUGCAGUAUGAGAGACCAUUGUAUGUAUCUGGGUAGUAAGCUUGGGGUCAAUCAAGCAGCUUGGGGGUAUAUAAGGACUGAUUUGAAAGUUGUGAGUUGGCAACCAGUUGGACAGUGUAUGUGUGUGUCAGGUUGGCUGUUUUUCCUGUAUAUUCAACUGGUGUGAGUAUUAUAAUUUUAUGUUAUGUAUUAGUGAGAAUAGGUCAAUGAAUUGUUUGUAUAUGUAUUGAGAUUUGAUGGCAUUUCACCUUAAAAUAUGUAACUUUAACUUAGGUGAAAUAUAUGUAUUAGUAUUGUUGAGGUUAGUAAUAUGAUGGAAUUGUGAUUUAUAUGAAAGCAUUUGGGAAUGCCCCUAAGCUAGUAUACUGGCGUAAUAAUAUUCAGUCAGCAUUCAUGUGUAAUGUAUACUAGGCACAUAAAGAAACUGUGCAUACAAAAAUUAAAAUCUAAAUUUAUCA